AACUUAACAAAAAACAACAACAAAAAGUAUUCCAAAACAAAAACCAAUAUGAGCCAAAGAACUUUCGCACGUUUAUUCGUGUUAUUUUUGCUAAUGCACUUGCAACUAUUACACGCGGCGCCGUCACACUCCAGCAACGACAUCGAUUACAAUGACAGCAGCAGCGCAAGUGGCAAUGGCGGUGCGGGAAAUACGUUGGGCAAUCUCUUCCGAGGCAACAACAACUCGCAAAUGGAUUACAACAUGAUGUUUACGCAUGUGAAGGAUUUCUUCAUGUAUUUGCCGGUGAUGAUGACGACGCUUAGGGAGUCCAUGUCCGGUUUCCCGAAGUUCGCAGAAGGCAUACGCAUACUGACAUCGAAAAAUGGUCGCUUAGAAGGUGCAGACUGUAAUUGUGAGAAGAACAGCAAUGAAAUUGAUAGUCGACAAUUUGGUUGAUUGUUCCAGGUCCGGAUAGUGAUGAAAGCACAUGAUGAGGAGUUUAGUUUGACGAAAGCUCUUAUGGCGAAUAAAAGCACACCGACGCUGUUGUAUUGAA
Bactrocera tryoni is the source of this 538-nucleotide messenger RNA. RefSeq lists its product as uncharacterized. The coding region runs from base 49 to 438 and encodes 129 amino acids. The transcript has 2 exons. Lineage: Eukaryota; Metazoa; Arthropoda; Insecta; Diptera; Tephritidae. The record is from RefSeq and is a predicted model, not a curated record.